UUCAAGUUCAAAAUCGCUUGCGUUCCGUCUUAAGAUGGGCCAUAGAGUGAAGAGUAUAAGAGAGAGAUUAGACAAAAUUGCAGCUGAUAAGUCUAAAUUUAAUCUCACCGAGGGAAUUGCAAACACCCGCGUAGUACAGAGGGAGAGGCAGAGGGAGACCCACUCCUUCGUCCGAGCAUCCGAUGUCAUCGGAAGAGACGACGAUAAAGAAAAUAUUGUUGGGCUUUUGAGGCAAUCCAGUGAUACAGAGAAUGUUUCUGUUAUUCCCAUAGUUGGGAUUGGGGGGCUAGGCAAGACAACUCUGGCUAAACUUGUGUAUAACGAUGAGAGGGUAGUGGGCCAUUUCUCAAUUAAAAUGUGGGUUUCUGUGUCAGAUGAGUUUGAUGUUAAAAAACUGGUAAAGGAAAUCCUUAAGGAGAUCAAAGGUGAUGAAAAUUACAGUGACUUUUCCUUGCAGCAGCUGCAGAGUCCUCUUAGAAAUGCAUUAGAUGGUGAAAAGUUCUUGCUGGUUUUGGAUGAUGUGUGGAAUACAGAUCGUGAGAAGUGGCUUGAGCUAAAGGACUUGCUCAUGGACGGGGCCAGUGGAAGCAAAAUUCUUGUAACUACACGCAAGAAAGCAGUUGCUUCAAUCAUGGGCACUUUUCCCAUGCAAGAACUAAGAGGCCUUUCCCUUGAGGAUUGUUUGUCUUUAUUUGUGAAAUGUGCAUUUAAGGACGGAGAAGAUGAACAACAUCCAAACCUUUUAAAAAUUGGGGAACAGAUUAUUGAGAAAUGUGCAGGGGUUCCUCUUGCUGUGAGAAGUUUAGGGAGUUUACUGCAUUUGAAAAGGGAUGAACGGGAUUGGGUAUCCAUUAAAGAGAGCGAAAUUUGGAAAUUAGAACAAGAUGAAAAUAGGAUUAUGGCUGCAUUAAAGCUGAGCUAUUAUGAUUUGCCUCAUCACUUCAGACAAUGUUUUGCCCUUUGUUCGAUAUUUCCCAAAGAUUUUGAAUUUGAUAAUCGUCUUCUGAUCUCAAUUUGGAUGGCGCAAGGCCUCAUUCAAUCAUCGGGACAAAAUGCCAAAAUGGAGGAUAUUGGUGAGAACUAUAUUAAUGAACUAUUGUCGAGAUCUUUGUUUCAAGAUGUUAAGCAAAACGUACCAGGAGUAAUAUAUGCCUUUAAAAUGCAUGAUCUUGUACAUGAUCUUGCGAUAUUUUUUGCACAACCUGAGUAUGUAACACUAAAUUUUCACAGUAAAGACAUUUCUAAAAGGGUUCAACAUGUUGCAUUUUCUGACAAUGAUUGGCCAAAAGAAGAGUUUGAAGCUUUAAGAUUCUUGGAGAAGCUAAACAAUGUCCGUACCAUUGAUUUUCAAAUGGACAAUGUUGCUCCUAGAAGCAACUCAUUUGUUAUGGCAUGUGUCUUGAGAUUCAAAUGUAUGCGGGUAUUGGAUUUAACUGAAUCCAGCUUUGAAGUGUUGCCUGAUUCAAUUGAUAGUCUGAAGCAUCUAAGAUUCUUGAACCUAUCUAAGAAUGAGAGAAUCAAGAAACUCCCUAAUUCCAUUUGCAAGUUGUACCAUUUGCAAACUUUGAUGCUAGGUGAAUGUUCAGAACUUGAAGAAUUCCCAAGAGGCAUAGGGAGUAUGAUUAGUUUGAGGAUGUUGAUAAUAACAAUGAAACAAAAGGAUUUAUCGAGAAAGGAAAAAAGGUUAAGAUGCUUGAAUUCUCUUCAAUAUUUACAAUUUGUUGAUUGUCUCAAUUUGGAAUUUUUGUUUAAAGGAAUGAAAAGCCUUAUUGCACUUCGAAUAUUAAGUAUUAGCAAUUGCCCAAGUUUGGUUUCUUUGUCACAUAGUAUAAAACUCCUAAUUGCAUUAGAGGUUCUGGCAAUUAGAGAUUGUGAAAAAAUUGAAUUCAUGGAUGGAGAAGUAGAAAGGCAAGAAGAAGACAUUCAAAGCUUUGGAAGCCUAAAACUUUUGAGGUUUAUAAAUUUGCCAAAGUUUGAGGCUUUACCCAAGUGGCUUCUUCAUGGACCAACUUCGAACACUCUAUACCAUUUGCAAAUUUGGAACUGCCCGAACUUUAAAGGAUUUCCAAAUGAUGGCCUGCAAAAGCUCACAUCCCUUAAAAAAUUGGAGAUUAAAGAUUGUCCUGAAUUGAUUGGAAGAUGCAAACUUGAAACAGGGGAGGAUUGGCAAAAAAUGGCUCAUAUACCUGAAAUAUAUCUUGAUGGACAAAAAAUUGCAUCAUCAACCAAUAAUUAGGUGGUGUAGGAGAGAAAUGUGGUUCUACUGCGAUUGGAUGAGAGUUGAGCUAGACCUGGAAAACUGAUGAAAGCUACUGUUUUUCUCUUCGUUGCUUGGCCCCUGCUUGCUUGGUUGCUUUCUUUUGAUUUGUUUUCAUCAGUGGAUGCUGACUUCUUGAUUCCCAUUUGUGUUCAGUUUGGAAUAGUCUGUAUCCUUAUUGGCGGAGGAGAUAUCAUCUUUCUUAUCUACUUUCACCUUGACUUGGGGGAUAUUUCUUUCUUGCCUUUCUCUUGACUAAUUUGGUGUCAUCUACUUGAUUCUUCAUCUUUUGAAUUCAAGACUUUUAUUUGUCUCAUUUUC
This is a messenger RNA of Vitis vinifera (wine grape), 2578 nucleotides long. Its product is annotated as putative disease resistance protein RGA3. The record is from RefSeq and is a predicted model, not a curated record. Bases 35 to 2236 code for a protein of 733 amino acids. Lineage: Eukaryota; Viridiplantae; Streptophyta; Magnoliopsida; Vitales; Vitaceae. The transcript is spliced from 2 exons. Gene Ontology annotation, biological process: defense response to other organism. Gene Ontology annotation, molecular function: ADP binding.